Halichondria panicea is the source of this 2475-nucleotide messenger RNA. Its product is annotated as probable serine/threonine-protein kinase kinX. Gene Ontology annotation, biological process: protein phosphorylation. The record is from RefSeq and is a predicted model, not a curated record. Gene Ontology annotation, molecular function: ATP binding; protein binding; protein serine/threonine kinase activity. The transcript has a single exon. NCBI's taxonomy places the organism in Eukaryota, Metazoa, Porifera, Demospongiae, Suberitida, Halichondriidae. Bases 66 to 2369 code for a protein of 767 amino acids.
CACACCCAACAAAAACCAUGCAUAGCUUAAACUGUACACCUUAUUUUGCUAACAGGUGAAUAGCUAUGGCUGAGAGACAAGACAAUGAACAAGAGUACAUAUUCAGAAAUGUGCAACUCUUCAAGAAUGAUACCCUUGGUACUGGCUCCUAUGGGGUAGUGUGCAAAGCCAAGUGUGACCAGCUACUCUGUGCUGCCAAGCUACUCUAUCCAGUGCUCUUCCAAAUAGCCAUUCCAGAUCCUGGCAAAGAACAUAGACACCCGUUUAGAAGAUUUGAAACAGAGUGUGCAUUUCUGAGUCGUAUUAACCACCCCAACAUUGUGCAGUACUUGGGGACCUAUCGCGAUCCCGACACAAAUGCACCAGUUCUUCUCAUGGAGCUCAUGGACGAGAGUCUGACACACUUCCUGGAAUCAUCACCUGGACAUAUUCCCUACCACAUCCAAGUCAACCUCUCCUAUGACAUAGCUCAAGCACUUGCCUUCCUCCACUCUAACGAGAUCAUCCAUCGCGACCUCUCCAGCAACAAUGUCCUACUCAUUGCAGGCACUCGAGCCAAAGUCACCGAUUUCGGAAUGUCUAAAUUCAGGGACAUAAACGUCACCCGACUAGCCACAAUGACCACAUGCCCGGGAACACCAGCCUUCAUGUCUCCCGAGGCACUAAACGAACCACCAGUGUACACAGAGAAACUAGACAACUUCUCAUUUGGUGUGCUUCUAGUUCAGACCAUAACACGGCAGUUUCCAAAUCCAACCGAUCCAUUUAAAUCAAGAGAACUGGUUGAUCCACAAUUUCCAAAUCAAGCAAUUCAAGCUAACGUUCCAGUGCCCGAGAUAGAAAGAAGACAAGCCCACAUCAGCUUGAUUGAGCCCACCCACCCUCUACUGCCGAUUGCUCGUCACUGCCUCAAAGACAGAGAUGUUGAACGACCAUCUUCCCGACAGCUGUGCCAAACACUGGAUGCUCUCAAAAAGACAGCCAGGUACCAGGAAAGCUCCCAACAAGGCUUGCACCAGAUUAUCAAGGAGAAAGAUCAACAGUUACAAGCAAAUCAACAGAUGGUGACACAAAAAAAUGAGCAGUUACAUAUGUCCAUCGAAAUUCAAACCCUUCAACAUGAGGCUGAAAUCAGGGAGAGACAGCUAAGGCGAUCCAACCAAGAGUUGCAAUCCAGUGAGGAGAAUACUGCUGCCCUCCAACAAUCCAUCGAUCAACGAGACAGAGAAGUUACUCAACUGAGACAAACUUUGGCUAGUAAGAACGAGGAAAUUGAGGAUCUAUCGACUCGAAUGCAUCAAUUGGCGCUGCAAGACGGGAGACAACUAAGGAGACUCAACCAAGAGUUGCAAUCUAGUCAAGAGAACACUGCUGCCCUCCAACAAGCCAUCGAUCAACGAGACAGAGAAGUGACUGAACUGAGACCAACGCUGGCAAGCAAACAUGAAGAAAUUGAUGAUAUAUCGACUCGAACACACCAAUUUGCACUGCAAGACGGGAGACAAGCUCAAGCUACACCAAUUGCAAUAGUAAAGUGGGGAACACAACCUGAUGCACCUGUUGAUAUGGGAUAUGGAUCAUCAGCCGUAGUUGGAGACAAGGUAUACAUCACGUCGUGUGAAAGUGAAACUAGAUCUGUUUAUGAGUUCAGCAAUAAUCAGUGGCACAAGUUACAACGUUGUCGAAAUAGUAAAUUCACUAUUGUCAGUGUUGACAAUAUACUCACAACCGUAGGGGGAAAGUCAGGUACACAAAGCUAUAGUAACAAACUCUACAGCUAUGUUACCAACAAAUGGGUGAAACAUUUCCCUCCCAUGCCAACCAGACGAAGGGGACCUGGAGCUGUGUACGCUAACAACACACUUGUAGUGGCUGGGGGUUUUUAUGACACGAAUUGGUUAACUGUCGUCGAGAUAAUGAACACUGCGAAUAGGCAAUGGUCUACUGUUAGUUCUCUUCCUGUGCCAAUCGAGCACCCAUCAUCAACGAUCUGUGGAGACUAUGUGUACAUACAACCACGAACUAGCUUUAGUGAUGAUGAAGAGAAGUAUUCAGUGUACAAAUUCUCAUUAAGACAACUAACUCAGUCCCAGCCAAGCUCAGCUAUAUGGGAGAAGAUUUCCCCUUUGCCAGUUAGCAACUCCUCUCUUGUUGCUAUCAAUGGCCACCUCCUGGCAGUGGGUGGAGUUGACUCCAAUCGAGAUAGAUCUAAGGACAUAUACCAAUACAAAACGAUACUAUGGACUGUCAUUAGUCAAAUGUCAACACCUCGAUAUGCAUGCCUCACUGCUGUCCUCCCUGGAAACAAACUGAUGGUGGCGGGAGGAUAUGAUACACAGAGAAAAUGUGAAAUAGCUACUUUUGUAUAGUGUUAUAAACUUCUUUUGUGUCUUAUUGUAGUUAGUAUGUGCAAAGAUAAUCCUGUAGACACACACAUUUCAACAUCAAUUGUUACGAUUUAUCAUGUACUUCAGG